Trematomus bernacchii (emerald rockcod) is the source of this 2093-nucleotide messenger RNA. Its product is annotated as metalloproteinase inhibitor 2-like. Gene Ontology annotation, molecular function: metalloendopeptidase inhibitor activity; protease binding. Gene Ontology annotation, cellular component: extracellular matrix. The transcript is spliced from 5 exons. Gene Ontology annotation, biological process: negative regulation of endopeptidase activity; negative regulation of membrane protein ectodomain proteolysis. Lineage: Eukaryota; Metazoa; Chordata; Actinopteri; Perciformes; Nototheniidae. The record is from RefSeq and is a predicted model, not a curated record. The coding region runs from base 223 to 882 and encodes 219 amino acids.
UGAUAAACCCGGCUGCUCCUGACGGUAGUGGAAAACAGAUUUGGAGGAAGAAGUCUCCGAGUGCACUCUUCAACAGGAAUGAACUCCCUCUCAUGCCGUGUGCAUCUCAUACUCUGACUACUGGACCGUCUGUUAUUCACGGGGAUACUUCUCGCUUAAGCUGGUCUUCAAAGGGUUCUUUCACGUUUUCUUCCACUACUUUGAAUCAAACUGCUUUUUAAGAUGACCUGGACGGCGAACAGUUGUUUUGUGACUCUGGCCAUCCUGUUUCUGUGGCGGGGGGAAGAGGUAGCAGAAGCCUGCAGCUGCUCCCCAGCGCAUCCUCAGGAGGCGUUCUGCCACUCAGACGUCGUUAUGAGGGGAAAGGUAGUUGGAGUGCAGGAGGUUGAUGCUGGCAAUGACAUCUAUGGAAACCCCAUCAAGCGUAUCAAGUAUGACAUCAAACAAAUCAAGAUGUUCAAAGGUCCCAGCGAUGAUAUUGACGCCAUAUACACCGCUCCCACUUCUGCAGUGUGUGGAGUGACUCUGGAGAAAAAUGGCAAGGAGUAUCUCAUCACAGGCAAACUAAAAGAUGAUGGGACGAUGCAUAUCACACUGUGUGACUUCAUUGAGCCCUGGGACGAACUGAGUGAAACCCAGAAGAAGAGCCUGACUCAGCGCUAUGAAAUGGGCUGUGGAUGCAAGAUCACCCGCUGCACCUCCAUCCCCUGCAUGGUCAGCAGCCCAGCCGAGUGCCUGUGGACGGACUGGCUGAUUCAGAAGAAGGUCUACGGAGGGCAGGCCAAACACUUUGCUUGUAUCAAGAGGAGUGAUGACUCUUGUGCCUGGUACAGAGGGUCAGCACCGCCCAAAAAGGAGUUCAUGGACAUCGAAGACCCUUAAUUCCCCCACUGACAGAUAGUGUGAGGAUUUCUGAGAUUAACUAAAAUUCAAAUACCAAAAUACAAAUACAUACCCAAGUAAAAUUCCUAUUUAGUUUUUUCUUCUUAAAAAGCCAUUGGGUGUGUGUGCUCUAUGGUAAGGUUGUUUUCUUUCAUGUACAGGUCUUAUUCAACAGUCUUAAAAUGCAGCACUUUCAGACACUUCUACCCCUAAAUCAAAAGCACUUCCUCAUAAUCCACUUCUCCGUCAGCUGAAAUAAUUAUCAAAGGGAUUAAUCAUCACAAAUCAGUAUAAAUGUUCAUAGCAUUUUAGUUCUUCAGGAAUUAAUUUGCCAUUUUUGUAACCAAUGUUUUUGUUUAAAGUGAUCUAUAAUUCAUAGCGUACAUACAUACAUUCAAAUUAUAACAAAUAUGUGAAUUAGUGUGCUCAUAAAUAACAGUAGCUGGCAAAUGGCGCCCUGACUUGUGAGAGCAGAGCUACAUCAAGGAAGGAGAGCCACCUUUUGCCUGUCCUGGUUCAGGUCAUUUCUUAUGCAGAGUGCAGUAUAGUUCUUUCAUUUUACAGUGUGGCAAAGCUUUAUAGAGCAAGUACAAUCAGUGAUUUAGCUAAAUGUUGUCUUUAAUUAAUCCUGAAUAAAAAAGAAUGCACUGUAAACACAAUUGAUUAACAAAAACAACAGUGAUAUUGUCUCUACUGAAAAAUGUCCAAGAAGAGGAUUGAAUCCUUUAUUUUGUGUUUUUUAACAGCUUUUCUCUGUGUAAUGCUUUAGUGAACAAGCAUAUUUUAUUUAAAAAGUGUUUAUGAUUCAUCAUAUUAUGUUUGAAAAGACCCCGAUAUUUUGAUGUGACUUUUAGUAUUGUGUAAAAAGGGGAACAAACAUUUUACCAGUAUUAGCAAUCAAACACAUUUUAAUGUGCAUUCAAAUAAAAAAAUGUUGCCUCAAUGUUAACUAUGACUGGCUCAUCUUUUGGGACAUUGGGUUAAAAAACAUACGGUAACCAAACAUCCAUUUCUUUCAGAGCCUUUGUUAUGACUUUUAAAGUGUUGAGCAAAUGUCAUAGUUAAUAUGAAUGUAAAAAGAUUAUUUGUAACUGUAGUCACUAUGAUGUCUUGUGCUGGUUUCACAUAAGGCGUUUGAGAUGAUUUUUGCAUGCAUGUCCAGCUGAAACAAUGCUGUACAAUUUGACUAUUAUAUUAAAUGCCAAACCCUG